AAAGUGAACAAGAUGGCAGUAUGUUGAGAAAGAAGAAAGACGCAGGGUUUUGAUAGAGAGGCGUUUUUGAUCACGAUUCCCUUUCGAUCUGUCGUUUGCUUCAUGAUCUGAUAAAACAAUGCUUUAAACAAUGGAAAAAUCUUCGUCGAGUGUGAAGCUACCUAACAUAGAAAAGAAAAGCUCCGGAGGAGACGACCAGCCACGGGAAAAAUUCCAUGCGACAAACUGGAAAUCUCUUAGCAAAAAAGAAAUUCAGAAGCUGCCUCCACAACAGCGGAGCAAAUACCUUGCUUACGAGCCUGCUCCAAAAGAAUGCAAUGAAGCAAUGUCUGCAGCAAGAAAGAGACUAAAAGAGAUGGAUAAGUCAAAACGAAAGCAACAGAAGCCCCCUCCUUAUGAAGAAGUUGUUGAGGGUGAAAGGCAUACAAAGAUUAUUGGACAACUAAAAGCUGCAGAAGCAAGGAACCGAAUAAGGCUGAUGAGGCUCAGAUACCAAAAUAACAGAAGUUCAGAAGUGAACCAUUUAAUUGGCUGUCAACCAACAGCACUUAAAGCUGUUCGCCUACAAAGCCUUGUGCCUCCCAGCCCUGACAAGAUAUACAUCAGAGACUUGUUGGUGAAAAACGAGAGAUACCGAGUAAAUUCGUUGUUAGAGGAUGAAACGGGGUUGGAAACCGCACGCCUUCUCACGUGACCCAAAGUUAAAUCAUCCCCUGAUUGGUGGACGAUGAAGCUGCACAGCUUUCCCGUUCGGGUCCAGUCCUUCUCAGUGAGCUUCAUGAUGUUUAUCUUUCAAAAAAAGAAACUUGGAACCAGAAUUCUUUUUAGUGCAGUUCUUUAUUUCUUCCUUCUCAUCACAAAUUCCGGUCCUGAGACAAAAACAAACACAUUAUGCACUCCGCUUUUUACAAACAAAUCUUUCUAACGCGCCGAUUUAUAAACUUUAAAUAAUUCUUCAUUGUAUUUUGUUUAAUUUUCUGAUGUACAAAACCAACAUGGCUGUGAGCCCUUGUGAAUAAAUAUAUGGAUGAUAUGAGCUUAAAGAA
Messenger RNA from Pocillopora damicornis (cauliflower coral), 1046 nucleotides. RefSeq lists its product as uncharacterized. NCBI's taxonomy places the organism in Eukaryota, Metazoa, Cnidaria, Anthozoa, Scleractinia, Pocilloporidae. The record is from RefSeq and is a predicted model, not a curated record.